GCAGGUUGCAGCUACUCAGUGGGAAUCAGAACAUAUGGAAACCUGUGUGAUCACCCACCCCAGGCUGGGUCCUGUGCCUAGACCAAUAGCACACGGGUUUUUCUGCUCAGGCAUGUGGAGACCAGUCCAGGGGAGCUUGCCACCUUGGCUGACUAAGUUGGGGGUAUCUGGGCCCAGCCCGCUGGCCUGGGAGAGGGUAUUAUGGACCUGGGGAGGGGCGGGGGGAGGGGGCUUGGAGCAAGGGCACUCUCUGAUCUGUAGCAGCCGACCUAGCCCACCCCACCGUGAUGCUCCCACGCAAGCUCUGAGUCCCUUCUUUUUCCACCAGGCCAGGUGUGGCUUCUCGGGAGGCUCCGACCUUUACCUGCCCUUGGUCUGGAAGCCAGCCCUGGGGCAAGCUGUGGGGUUGGGCGAGCUGUAUACUUGGGCCGGUGAGGGAUCUGCCAGACUGACCCCAGUAAAAGGCCCAGACCCGGAGAACUCCCUCCUUCCUUCCCGUCGAUCUUUUUCUUCAGACUUCCCUCCCUCGCCCCCUUCCUCCGCCUUUCCGGCUCUCCAUUUUUUCCUCCUCCCUCCUUGGGCCCCGCUCCUGUUCUCCCCUUCCUCCCGUCUCUCCCCACCCCCUCCCUUUCUGGUGCAGGCAUUUCUCAGCGGCGCACAGAGGCUCCUAGUCUGGUCGGCGCGGCGCGAGUUCCGGGAAAGUUGUGUGGGUCUCCCGAGGAUCGCGCACUUGGCCGGGAGGCCGCCCUCCGGAAGGGCGGCCCUCGGGGCCGGCAGGGCCGAGCCGGACAGCCCCGGCUGGCGAGGUCAGCCGAGCGCUCGCCGGAGGGUCGGCGGGGAGGGAGCCUCAGCGUGCCGGGAGCGGGACAGACGCGGCCCCGUGGGCCCCGCUGAGCCGCAGAAAAGAUGUGGAAAUACACCCAGAUCAAAACGCCCCUGGCCCGCGUGACCCUACCCCAGGAGA
Messenger RNA from Rhinolophus ferrumequinum (greater horseshoe bat), 964 nucleotides. RefSeq lists its product as uncharacterized. Bases 35 to 949 code for a protein of 304 amino acids. The transcript is spliced from 2 exons. The record is from RefSeq and is a predicted model, not a curated record. NCBI's taxonomy places the organism in Eukaryota, Metazoa, Chordata, Mammalia, Chiroptera, Rhinolophidae.